ACAGCAGUGCUGCCAGAGAGGACAGUAUCCACAGAAUUAUCAGGACUUCUCUUCUGCCCUUCGCAAAGCAAGAUCCCAAGCUGUGUCAGACUAACCGAGUCAAGAGCUGAGGAUGUGCAAGCAUCCGGGAAUUUACUGCUCAGGGAGGUCGCCGUCCCUGGAGGUUUCCAAGGAACAGCUGGACGUGGCACUCGGUGCUCUGGGCUGGGUGACAAGGUGGGGAUCGGUCGUGGGUGGCACUCGGUGGUCUCGGAGGUGUUUUCUAAGCUCAGCGAUUCCAUGAUUCUCGGAUUUCCAUAUUCCAAAAAAGGGCUGUCUGCACUUGUCCAGCUCUAAGCCUGCUGCUCUGCCCUUGCCAGGCGGCGCUGCCAACACAAUAAACUAGCAAAAGUCAUCGCAUGGUGCUCCUAGGUGUUUAUUUCUGGAAUAAAUGUGAAAACGUGCCCUAUGGGCACAUGCAACAGGUCCCAUUAUGGGUGUGCAUGGGGACAAUUAAGUGGUGAAAGCUCUUGCGUUGGCUGGGUGAAUGAACAAGUGAAAUAAAGGAGUAAGAAUUCCUCCUGGCACUUUGGAUGAUGAAUUGUGAAGGUAGCUGUAGCAAAUUCCUUCUUCCCAUUGCUAGAGAAUGCCGGGAGAAGGAGUGCUGGGGGAUUCAUUGCAGGCUGCUGGUUUUCAGAGGCAUUCUGGAACUCUCAAAUCCAUGGGGGAGAAAAAGCACUGCCCAGAGCCCCUUAAGGCUUGGUCUUGAUCUUGGAGCCCUUUCCCAAAGUCAGCGAUCAGACUGGGUGGUCUCCAGUGGCAGGGAUCACAAAGCGCAGCCCCGUUUGUCCGCAGAUCCGCACCUCGGGGGUGCGGGGGAGCUUUCGGGCCCGGAGCGCUGCCGGCCCCGCCCCGGCCCGUCAUCGGGCGGCGCCGCGGCUCUCCCGUUGCCCGGUGACCAUGGCGGAGCGGCGGGCGCGGGGGCCGCUGCAGCGGGUGCAGCGCCGGAGCCGGGAGCUGCGGGAGCAGGUGGAGGCGCUGCGGGCGGAGAGCGCGGCCGCAGCCCCCGGGCAGCGGGAGCCCCUUCGGCUGAGAUGUACACAGCUGAAGGAAUUGGUGGAGGAGAACACAAAAGCUCUCCAUGCUUUGAAAAAAGCUGAUGAGCCUGCGCCGGUGGGGAAUUACAGCCAGAGGAAGGAAGAAGAAGAAAAGCUGUUGCUAAGACUCUCCCAGCAGCUGCAGAAACUCCUUCUUGUCUUGGAUCAGGAUAAUGUGACAAAGAAUUACCCAGGGGGUGAGGGACACCAGAAAAGCCCUCAUGCAGAAGAGGGAAAUGAAGAAGAGGAGGAGAGUGAAGAUGAAGAAAGUGAGGAGGAAGACACUGAAGAAGAUGAGGAGAAGUUGUUGGAUGAUCCAAAUGUUAGAGAAUGUGUUACUGUUGGGAACUUUGAUGCCCAGCAGGAAGGGGAUCUCACAUUUGUGAAAGGUGAAAUCCUGCUCAUACAUGACAAGAAGGAGGAUGGCUGGUGGGUAGCUGAAAAUUCCAAGGGGGACAGAGGCCUCGUUCCCAGGACUUACCUUGCGGUUCCUAAGGAAGAGGAAGAAAGCCAGGAGGAGUCAGAAGAACACUUAGAAGUGGUGGAUGAAACAGCAGAUGGAACUGAAAUUAAAAAAAGAACAGAUUCCCACUGGAAUGCUGUCCGAGCCAUUGCAGAGAAUGACACUGUGGAGGUGCUGACCACCUCAGGGGCAGUUCCUGCAGGAUUCCGCCCGUCCAUGCUUUUCCAGCUCUUGGAGGAAGGUGAAGAGUUUCGAGCAAGUUACUAUUUGCAGCCCAAGCUUACUCCAUCCCAGCUGGCUUUCAAAGACUUGGUGUGGAACUCUGAGAGGAAUACUAUCCAUGCUAGGCCCACCAGAGUGUCCCUGAUUGUCACUUUGUGCAGCUGCAAGAUGAUCCCUCUCCCUGGAAGCGGCGUGCGGGUGCUCAGCCGGCACGUCCGGCUCUGCCUCUUCGAUGGCAGCCGGGUGUUGAGUAACAUUCACACAGUGAGAGCCACGUGGCUGCCUAAAAAUCCUCAAACUUGGACCUUUUCUCCAAGGGUGAUGGGCAUCUUACCCAGCUUGCUUGAUGGUGACUGUUUUGUCAGGUCCAGCUCCUUAUCUCCAGACAUUGGGAUCUUGUUUGAGCUUGGCAUCACAUACAAGUGCAAUUCAACAGGUGAAAGAGGAGAGCUGAGCUGUGGCUGGGCCUUUCUGAAGCUUUUCACUUCCAGUGGGAUUCCUGUUCCUUCCAAGAUGCAUGAGCUGGUCCUGAGUGGUGGAACUCCCUAUGAGAGAGGCGUUGAGGUUGACCCAUCAAUAUCAAGGAGAGCAGGCUCAGGGGUUUUUCAGCAGUUUAUGAGCCUGAGGAAGCAGCCUGUGCUUCUGGUGAAAGUGAAGUCCCCGAGUGUGCACUCAAAAGACAUCCUGAAUUUUCUCCCUGAAACAUUAGUUGGGGGCAUGUGCUACAUCCACCUCCUGGUGUUUUAUCGGCAGAUCCUUGGAGAUGCCCUCCUGAAGGACAGGGUGAGCAUGCAAAGCACAGACUUAAUCUGUAAUCCUGUUCUAGCAACUUUCCCUCAACUCCUGGAUCAGCCAGACCUGAUGGAUGCACUUCGGAGUGCCUGGGCAGACAAAGAAAGAACGCUGAAGAGAAUUGAGAAGAGAGAUCAAGAAUUCCUGAAGUCUGCGUUUGUCCUGGUGUACCACGACUCUGUGCUCCCUCUGCUCUGCUCCACCUUCCUCCCCAGCUACAGAUGGGCUGAGGAAGAGGUGGAAUUGUCUCGCUGGAAGGUGAUCCAUGACUUCCUGAAAAGGAGCCAGGAGAAGGAUGGUGCCCUGGAGUACCUGCUGUCAUCAGAAAACACCCACAGAGCCUUUGACAUCUCAGAGCUGGCCUAUGAUUUCUUAGGAGAGGUGAGGGAAAACAACCCUGGAGAAUGAACAAUUCAGGCUCUCUAAGGUUGUGGUAACAAUAAAAUUAAAUUCUUACCAAAGAGAUUGUAUAGGAGCUGAAUUGUAAUGGAUAUUUUAGCACAAUUAAGAUUUUGAGAGAGAUUAAAAUUAUUUUAUUUAUCUACUGGAAAUUGUAUUUUAAAUUUUUUUUGCAGCAUUAAAUGAGGUUCUGGUUGCCUGUUACUACCUGCUGUAGCCAUGUCAGGUGUCAUAUUUUGCCAAAGUUGAGGUAGCCCUUUUCUCCUCUCCUGCAGCUUCCAAUUAAUUUCCAGUGUUGUUUUUAUCAGGGUGAACAAAAGACUCUUUGUCCCAGUCCCCCAGCAGCCUGGGAGCAGGGAAGGGAAA
Passer montanus (Eurasian tree sparrow) is the source of this 3318-nucleotide messenger RNA. RefSeq names its product nephrocystin 1 (gene NPHP1). Gene Ontology annotation, biological process: protein localization involved in establishment of planar polarity. Gene Ontology annotation, cellular component: cilium; cytoplasm. Lineage: Eukaryota; Metazoa; Chordata; Aves; Passeriformes; Passeridae. The transcript has 20 exons. The record is from RefSeq and is a predicted model, not a curated record. Bases 940 to 2961 code for a protein of 673 amino acids. Gene Ontology annotation, molecular function: protein binding.